AUGUUUCGCGUAACCACCAGGAGUCUGAGAUCGUCAGGCUUAGCACUUAAGCGAGUCCCAUUCAGCACACGCUUCUCAUCCACGCAGACGUCAACGUCAACGUCUGGCAACGCAAGAUAUGUGUGGUCAGCAGCAGCCAUCCUCGGUGCUGGUUCCGGGGCUUACAUCUCCAGCGGCAAGAGUACUACUGUAAAAGGCUCAAAUAACGAGGUUCCUCAAUUGAGCGAGUACCCCACAGAAGAACAGAUCCCCGUCAAUUCGCCUGUCAAGUCUAUCAUUCUCGAAGAUGCCAAUGCUAAACUGCGCGAGGACGCUCACACUUUUGUCUUUGAGGGGCACGCAGGAGCCAAGGGGCGCGUAGACUUUGCGCGCCUGGGAAGCAAUAACCCCAUUGAGGACGAUUGGGAUCUCAAAAUUGCAAAGGGUGUCGGCGGAACCAAGACUUUGUACGCUGGCGUUUACGAUGGACAUGCAGGAUGGGCGACUUCGCAAGUGUUAAGGAACGCUCUCGUACCGUACGUGUCAGGCGCCCUGUCAAGUCUCACACCUACCACUUCUACUGAGCUUGUUGACGAUGCCAUUCAAAAGGCCUUUGUCCGUCUUGACGACCGCAUUUUUAACACAGCCCUCAAAGCUGUUGAAUCUGGCCAAGACCAAGGCACCGCAUCUGUUAUCUCAGCUGUCGCACCUGCCAUUGCUGGGUCCUGCGCGCUUCUAACCAUGUACGAGCCCGUCACGUCUACACUCCGCACUGCUGUCGCAGGCGACUCGCGAGCAGUUCGUGGCGCGUGGUCCUCCAAGACGGAUAAGUAUGAGACGGACAUUCUUAGCAUCGAUCAGACUGGCUUCAAUCAGCUUGAGGUGGAGAGACUCGAUAAGGAACAUCCCGGUCAGCUUCACAGCAUGCUCAACCUUGACUCUGGCCGGCUUUUUGGACUUGCAGUUACAAGGGCGUUUGGCGACCAUCGACUGAAAUGGCCAGCCAAGGUUAUUCGCAAAGUCCAGGACGAUUACUACGGAACCCCGCCCCGACCAAACUACACCACACCUCCGUACUUGACGGCCCGCCCAGAAGUCACGACCCGAAAGAUCCAGACAGACGACUUUGUCAUUCUCGGCUCCGACGGUCUUUGGGACAUGAUCAGCAAUGAAGACGCCGUGACAUGCGUCUCGCGCUGGCUAACCGCCAAGAAAAGCGGCAAGCCUGAGCCGUUCAAGGAGACCAAGUUCGAGGGCAAGCUGGAAGAUGGAUGGCAGGCCACACCGGAGCACCAUGUCAUUGAAGAUCUCGACAAUGCGGCCGUGUGCCUGGUGAAGAACGCAUUUGGAGGGUCGAGACGAGGCUUGUUUCUUGGAGCGAUGACAACGUAUGCGCCCAUGAGCCGAAAUGUGAGGGAUGACAUUACUGUGCAGAUUAUUUUCUUCAAGGAUCCUUAUGAGAAGAAGUGA
Molecule: messenger RNA, 1449 nt
Organism: Fusarium pseudograminearum CS3096
Lineage: Eukaryota; Fungi; Ascomycota; Sordariomycetes; Hypocreales; Nectriaceae
Exons: 2
Coding region: 1-1449 (482 amino acids)
Biological process (GO): protein dephosphorylation
Molecular function (GO): protein serine/threonine phosphatase activity; cation binding
Source: RefSeq, a predicted model, not a curated record